AAGUUUGUAAACGUGUGUGGUCUCAAAUUUUUCACGACCUGCUGUGCUGUGCUGGUGUACAAAACAGUGUUGUGCUGAAUAAAGGCUGGAAAAAUAAGUGUAGAACCAAUCAGGUGGGACUGCGGUAGGCUUGCUUUGGAUGACCAUUUUCCUGAUCGAGCCAAUUUGUUCCGAAGCGAGCAACAGAUAAGGCCCAUCAGCUGUCUCCAGUGCAGAAGAUGGAUUGCUGCUGAGUGGAUUGCAAAGUUCGAACGAUACACCGAAAAUUGAAAAGUUGUGAUUCACGCGCAGAGUGUGCGGACAGACAACAGCUCAUCGAUAUCUCACGUCCCGGUUUCCCUAAUUGGGAACUGUCGAUCUCGAGGUUGUUUAUAUUUUUUCAAUUUAAUUUUGUGCCUCAACGAAAAGUGAACGAAGACCCUCUCGAAGAAUAGUUUACGAUCCAAGGCAUGAAUUUGGGAAGUUCCGGUGGAACGAGCACGUCCGGUCAUUCCAGCAGCUACACGGGCGCCGGUAGCGGUAGUUCUGUGGCAGGCGGUAGCAGCGGCAGUAACAGCGACAUGCCUGCGGAAAUCCGUCCCAAGGUGGUCACGGUCAAACAUCCGGAAUCGAACAAACCCAAACCCACCACCAAGAAGGGCAAGGCCAUCCAAGCCGACGUCGAUGUAAUUAAAGAAUUUCAACGCUGCAAAGAAGAGGGCAUCCAGAGACUUGAUCUAAGCAAAUCUUCCAUUACGAUUAUUCCACCCUCAGUGAAGGAUUGCACAAGUCUCGUGGAGUUCUAUCUGUAUGGCAACAAAAUAAGCUGCCUUCCUGGGGAGAUUGGCAAUUUGUCCAAUCUGAAAACGUUGGCAUUGAAUGAAAACUCUCUAACAUCGUUGCCCGAUUCCCUGCAGAACCUUAAGCAACUGAAAGUCCUAGAUUUGCGACACAACAAGCUUUCAGAAAUCCCCGAUGUCAUCUACAAACUACACACCCUGACCACGCUGUACUUGCGCUUCAACCGGAUCAAGGUUGUGGGAGACAAUCUGAAAAAUCUUAGCAAUCUGACGAUGCUCAGCUUGCGGGAGAACAAAAUCCACGAACUACCGUCGGCGAUUGGCCAUCUGGUAAACCUGACGACGCUGGACCUUUCCCACAACCAUCUGAAACACCUGCCGUUGGAGAUUGGCACCUGCGUCAACCUGACGGCACUGGAUCUGCAGCACAACGAUCUGCUGGAUAUUCCGGAGACGAUAGGCAAUCUGGCGAAUCUGAUGCGGCUUGGACUGAGAUACAAUCAACUGACAUCGAUUCCGGUUUCGCUCAAAAAUUGCAUCCACAUGGACGAGUUCAACGUCGAGGGUAACGGCAUCAGUCAACUGCCGGACGGCUUGCUGGCCAGCCUCAGUAACCUGACCACCAUCACCCUGUCGCGCAAUGCGUUCCACAGCUAUCCAUCCGGUGGCCCCGCCCAGUUUACCAACGUUACCAGUAUCAACAUGGAACACAACCAGAUCGACAAGAUCCAGUACGGAAUCUUCUCACGAGCCAAGGGACUCACCAAGCUGAACAUGAAGGAGAACGCCCUGACUUCCUUGCCACUCGAUAUCGGCACCUGGACGCAGAUGGUUGAGCUCAACUUUGGAACCAACUCGCUCACCAAGCUCCCGGAUGACAUUCACUGCCUGCAAAAUCUGGAAAUCCUUAUUCUGUCCAACAACGUGCUGAAGCGCAUCCCCAACACGAUCGGUAACCUCAAGAAGCUGCGAGUGCUGGACUUGGAGGAGAACCGACUGGAGUCGCUACCUUCGGAGAUCGGUCUUCUGCAUGACCUUCAGAAGUUGAUCCUACAAUCCAACCAGCUGACUUCGCUCCCCCGCACAAUCGGCCAUCUGACGAACCUAACGUACCUCUCCGUCGGUGAGAACAACCUCCAGUUCCUGCCGGAAGAGAUCGGAACGCUGGAAAAUCUCGAAUCCCUCUACAUCAACGACAAUGCCUCGCUGGUAAAGCUCCCCUACGAGCUGGCACUAUGCCAAAACCUGGCCAUUAUGAGCAUCGAAAACUGUCCCCUGUCGGCGCUGCCACCGGAAGUGGUCAGCGGCGGACCAAGUCUGGUGAUACAAUACCUAAAACUGCACUCGCCCUACCGACAGAUGUGAUUUGUUCCUGCCGCGUAAGGAGAGGAAUUGUGUAUACAUUUGGUUGUUUUCUCUGCGAUUUGGUUGGUUGGUUAGUUGGUUGGAGAAUUCGGGGUGUGGAAGCCCGGAUGGAAAUUUGUUUGGUCUCGCGCAUCGUGCGGACAAGAAAGGAAAGAAGAAGAAGAAGAAGAGUUGCAUGCAAAGCAUGUGAGAAAAGCCCCACCGGCGAGCCGGCUUACAAGCACGUGGGUGGGAAGAAACACGAACGAAAUUGUGUUUUUGUAUUGUUUUAGUUUUCGAACGAAGCAGAAAAGUUAGUAAAAAACAACAAAUCAAUGUGAUUAAAAUAAAGCUUUAAUAAUAUUGCUAUUUAAGGAAAGGCAAAUAAGCAAAACACACUAACAAAAUGUUGAAAAAGCGAACAAACAAAAAAAUCGACGUUGUAUAUUGAGCAAACAAAAAAAAAAAGAAACGUUAAAUUUAA
Ochlerotatus camptorhynchus is the source of this 2607-nucleotide messenger RNA. RefSeq names its product Sur-8 (gene Sur-8). The transcript has 3 exons. Gene Ontology annotation, molecular function: protein binding. NCBI's taxonomy places the organism in Eukaryota, Metazoa, Arthropoda, Insecta, Diptera, Culicidae. The coding region runs from base 450 to 2144 and encodes 564 amino acids. The record is from RefSeq and is a predicted model, not a curated record.